ACAGAGUGUGAGCAAUGGAAAAAGAACACUGAAAUGGCUUUGAAUUGGGGCACCUAAAUAACAAUGCUUAAUAAUUUUGUUUCAGCAACAAACUCUCCUGCCUUUUCACGUACACAUAAACGCACAUCACAGUUCACAGUGGUGGAGGGAGAACUGGAUGAUGAUUGGCCAAGAGGAGAGAUGAUGCUCUUCUUCCUGCUCUAUAUAAACUCCCUGUUCCCUUUCUUCAGACAGACUGCUGAUACAUUUUUCCUAGAGACCACACUGCGUAAUGGAUAUUUAUCUUCCUGCUGGCUUUUCAAUGUGCAAAGGAAUAUCAGGGCUGCCAAACACUUGCCUGGAAAGGGCCAAAAGAUUAAAGGCAUGCGUUGGUGGAUUUAUGCAGAGGCAAGACUGGAGCAUCCUAUGCUAUUCCUACAAAUACAGAAAACCAAGGCUGACCUUGGAGGAAUGUCUGAUGUGGAAACAAUCGCUUGAGAAGCUCUUGUCAAACAAACAUGGACUAUACGCCUUCAGAGCUUUUCUGGUAUCUGAGUUUAGUGAAGAAAACAUUGCUUUCUAUCUGGCCUGUGAGGACUACAAAAGCACAAAGUCUGCAGCCAAGCUGCCAUCCAAAGCGAGGAGGAUAUACGAUGAGUUUAUCGGAAGUGAAGCUUCCAGAGAGGUCAACAUCGACUAUGAGACUCGAGAUAUCACUCAAGCCAACUUGACAAGCCCCACAGCAGCCUGCUUUGAUAUGGCACAACACCGCAUCUACAUUCUAAUGGAAAAAGACUGUUACCCACGAUUCCUCCGAUCGGCCGCCUACCGAAACCUUGUUAACCAGCUCACGGCGAAAAGCACCAAGGCGAAAACCAAAAAGGCCUUAGCAAAUAGACCACCACAUGAAAAGGAAGAACCAAAAUGAAAAAUGCAGAUCCACAUAAAGAAGUUUUACAAAAGAUGGAAAUCAAGCUAGAAGUGUAAGGGGCCAGUCUGGAUCCUAAAAGUCGCUGCUUGAGGCAGUCCGAAUGCCAUGAGAUAAAGAGGGAUGGAUGUCAUUAAUGAAGUUCAUAAUGGAAUCAGUUUAUCACUGCAUCCCCAGACCCCCUUAAAAUAGUCAAAUAGGAAACAGAAGAGCUGCUUAUGGAGAAAAUUGCAUCUAUACAUGCAUUUACACACACAUGAGAUGCAGAUGGGACUCUACUGAAGAAUGCAUUGGGCCAAAUGUACAUAGCACACUUUCAGACAACAAUAAAUUUAUGUUGUAUUCAAAUAUCAGUUUUUUUUUACUUAGUACUCCAGAGUACUUAAAAUAAUACCAUCAUGAAAAAAACAUGGUAUUAAAAUCGUAACAUGGGACUUUUAUUUUGUAAGUGACAAUCUGCCUAUAAUGCUAUGAGCCACACUUUUUUAAAUGUUAAAAGUUGGUGUGCAACUAUUUCUUUUAAGUUAUUGUUAAAUGAAUGUUAAAUGAAAGUGAAUAAAACCUUGACAUUAAAGUUGUA
Messenger RNA from Myxocyprinus asiaticus (Chinese sucker), 1487 nucleotides. It is a transcript of the gene rgs16, whose product is annotated as regulator of G protein signaling 16. The record is from RefSeq and is a predicted model, not a curated record. NCBI's taxonomy places the organism in Eukaryota, Metazoa, Chordata, Actinopteri, Cypriniformes, Catostomidae. The coding region runs from base 272 to 907 and encodes 211 amino acids. The transcript is spliced from 5 exons.